GAUUGCGAGUGACUGCCAAGCCAGGCCACUGAUUAGACUUAAACUUCCUGAACCUUAUCAGCCUUGCUGUACAUUUUUGGCUGCAGCCCUCUCUCCUUUCCCCAGAUUAUUGAGGAACAUUAAAUUACAAUUGUUCCAAACAUCCAAUUUCACUACUUUGCCAUGGAGAACACAUUCGAUAAGACAGCCUCGGAAACUAUUGAUCUAUUAGAAGCCCGACUACGGAGGAUAGAAUAUGCUGUGUGUGGCCAUAUUGACACUACGUCUGUCACAAGCUCCGAUGUAUCUAUAUCUGCGUAUGAACGACUUGCAGAUUUAGAACAUAUUCUACAUGGACUUGCUUCGAAAUCAAGGGUCAUUCAGGAUUUAUUGAAAUUACAUGCCAAAUAUCCCGACCUGUUCCAAUCCAUUGAUCCAGAUAUACUACCUACCACUCUUGAUCCUUCCAGUAUUCUAUCCAUCGUAUUAGCGUCCGCCAGCGCAUAUCCAUCUACUGCUUCUCGAUUAACAUCCAUUCUUGACAUGCCAAUUCCAUCAGCAGAAUCGUCUGCUCAGCUCAUCGAUUUACAACCUCGCAUCGCGAAAAUUGAAGCUCUCCAGAUAGCACAAAAUGCGGAAUUAUCAGCAUUGAGGCAAAGGACCGCGGCGGUGAUUCAACGUUGGUAUACUGUUGAUAUCUUGGGAACAGGUGAAACUUGGGCAGAGUUGGAAGAAAGAGUGCAACAUGUAGAGCAAAAAGUUCGAAGAGCCACCACGAUGAAACAAAUAGAUGAUGGAGUAGCUCAGGAGUGAGAUUCACAUUUCUCAAGGUCAACCCUUUUUGGAAGGCAUGACAUCCCAGUGGGAAUAUAUACCAAAGAAAUACACGUCAUAGUGAAGCUAGUGAAGUGAGAUGGAAGGGAAACGUCUCUGGGUCAGAGCAACAUGGACAUCUCGAUGUGAUGAUGAGUUUGUUCUAGCGGUAUCUGAGUAGUUGCGGAGAAAUAAUUCCUAAUUCCUUCAACAAGGCCCUGAUGCUACAGCUGAGAAAUGGAAGAGUACGGAGGUGGUAUGAUCCGUGUUUCAGACGCUGGCUACAGAGAUAUUAACGGUCUGAGCUAUGACAUAGCAGCUAUCACAUGUAUCAUUCAGAUAUAUCUGUCGUAAUUGGUGUAUUACCGUUGCCGCUUGCGAAGGGAUGAACAGCCGUUAUCCGGUGGAAAUGGUUGCGUUAAAGGCUGCGCGAGCUUAGGAGCGAAUAAACCACAUGGUUAGGAACCACCCAUUCACACGUGUAGUUGAGUACAUUCUUAACGUGUUCCAAGAUCAAGAGAAGACUUUUCCAUUCAGAUCUGUGACGUUAGAGUAUCGCGAAUGAUGGUCAUCUCAGUCAUGACAUUGUAUGGCGCCAACGAGUCCGAAUAAGAAAAUACAUGCGUGAUGAGUAUAAUGAGACCAGGCACUACCA
This is a messenger RNA of Botrytis cinerea B05.10, 1447 nucleotides long. RefSeq lists its product as hypothetical. Bases 163 to 792 code for a protein of 209 amino acids. The record is from RefSeq and is a predicted model, not a curated record. The transcript has 2 exons. Gene Ontology annotation, cellular component: dynactin complex. NCBI's taxonomy places the organism in Eukaryota, Fungi, Ascomycota, Leotiomycetes, Helotiales, Sclerotiniaceae. Gene Ontology annotation, biological process: cytoskeleton-dependent cytokinesis.